This is a messenger RNA of Monomorium pharaonis (pharaoh ant), 6475 nucleotides long. RefSeq lists its product as uncharacterized. The coding region runs from base 1009 to 1776 and encodes 255 amino acids. The record is from RefSeq and is a predicted model, not a curated record. The transcript has 8 exons. NCBI's taxonomy places the organism in Eukaryota, Metazoa, Arthropoda, Insecta, Hymenoptera, Formicidae.
UAUGUACAAGACGCGUACGUACGACGGGAGUGCCGAAGCGUGCGCCGCGCGUUUGUUUCGCGAGGAGUCGAAGAAAGCACCUGUCGCCGAGAUGGGACAUCGCGUUGAUCGUGGCGUUCGGUUGGAGCUUCGGUUAACGGCGCCCUGGAGGAAAUGGCGCCGAGAAUCGUCUCGUUCGCGGAUUUUGCCGUUCCCGGCCGCCUCCCCCCCCCCCGCACUCCGUCGCUGCUGCUAAAACAUUGUCGAGAGAGGAAAGGAGGAAGAAAGCAGUCGAGGUUCUGAGACAUUGGACGAGAAUUAUGCGAUGCUGAUAGGACCGUAUCGACGCAGGAAUUCUACGUUAUCAGCCUCGUGUUGAUUCACUCUUGAAAUAAUCUGUGCCAGAGGACGCCCAGCGCUGCGUCGUUCGGCAAGGGUUGCGGGGCGCAGGAGCACGAACGUCGUCCUCCGGGUUGCCGUUCGGCAGGAGUUCAGUUGGUGCCGGUCGGUCCCGAGAGUCGUUCACAUUCUGUGGGACGCAAAAAUCUAAGAUGGCAAGAGAUAUGUACAUUUGAUAGGGUGGUCCAUUCGACAAGAGAGAAUUCGAUUCGGUUUUUGCGUAACGCAGGAUAAUGAGCAAGUGAAAACGGAAAGAGAAAGGAAGAGAGAGAGAGAGAGAGAGAAAGGAAGAGAGAGUAGGAGCAAGAGAAAGAGAGAGAGAGAGAGAGAGGGGGGUGGUCGCGAUGGACGGAUAGAUAUCGGUGCAGCAUCAUCGGUCGCGCAUCUUUCGAGCGGGAGAGAGGGGUGCGUUACAACCGUGCGACACGCAUAAUCGCCGAGAGAAGAGUCGCAGAUCGGGAGUGGACUACUAGUCGUGCUGUGACGGAAGUUGGGCACCCUCUCGACGGUAUGCCCGUGACGAGUUGCAACGCGAGAUAAAGGUGGGACUGAAGGAGCGAAAGAGAGAAAGAAAAAGAGAGAGAGAGAGAGGAGCAUCUUAUCCUGAAGGGAGCAGCAGGAGACGGAAACAUGGGAAAAGGGGACAAGAAAGGCGGUACGCAACGUGGUGAUGGUGCCAGCACCAAUCUCGUGGGCAAGUUCACGCAGAGCGUGCGAAGGAUCGUCCAAGACGUGAAGGACGAGGGCACUUCCAGUGGACAAACGAAAGAGGAGGUGAUCGAAACGAACGAGAGGCUGAGGGUCGUGAGGAUACGUCUGGACGGCAGCUACGACACCGCUAAGAGGGCCCUCGUCGAAUUAAUGUGCAAGUACACCGACAGCAAGCAAGUGCGCAACGUGUUCCAGCGUUACAACCUCCUAAAAAAUAUGAUCAAGCCUGAGCUACCGACGGUUUCGCCCUUCCAGGACGUAAUUAAGCUGGAGACGCAAUAUUGGACGCUGGUGGAUAUACCGAGGCAGGAGAAGCAGGAGACCGUGCCCGCUUUCGUGCUGCGUGCCUGUUCCAUCAUGGAGAAGACUCACAAAAGCGGCGAAGGCGUGAAAACUUCGGCGCGUCUCGCCGAGGAGGCCGAGACCAAGAGGGAGCGCAUCGAAAGACUCGAGAAUAUGACGACGGCGCAAAUCGAAGCUGAGAACACCCAGAUGACCAAUGAUCUGUACAGAUUGCUGAAGAAGUACACGGGUCUCAGAAACCUCAUCAAAGUAUUGAAAGAGGAGUACAACAGUUCGAAGUUGUAUCCGAUGUUCCCGCGUUACACGAUACUAAAGGACAUGAUAAAGGAUAUAAUGCACAACCCGGACUAUAUGGAAGUUUGUCACGAGGUGGACCAAGCAUAGCGGCCCGACCCCCUCCACCGUUCGCCACGUAUGACCCUAUAAAUUCUUUGGAGUCGCCGCGUGAUCGUCGGUGAAGGGGGUGAACCACAGAAUGCUUCAGCUUUGACUGAUAAUUUUAUUUUUGGACAGAGUAAUUCCUGUGAUUUUAUGUUCCAUCCUAUAUUUCUCCGUGAAUUUCACAUUUUCUUGAUUCGUUACCUUGUCCAAACCGUUCGCCAACAAACGUCAUCUUUGUUCAUUCGGAUUUUGGGCCAAAUCUGGAACAAGUUGCAUCACGCUUGUACCAAACGUAUACAAUUUCUCGCAGGUAAGUUAGAACCUCCUGCUCCUCUUUGCGCGUGUUUUGCAAAGUUUCGGCAAGAGGUGGGAGAAAUGAUAAGAGGUUGAAUAUCGCGCUGAAGUACGUCAUUGAACAUCGUGGAGUAGCAAUGGACACCUCGACAUGCUAUAAGAGCGCCGGAAUAUCAUGAGGAUGGAAUAGUCGUGGAGUCAAGGUAGGUCAUGAGGUCGUUCUCGUAUAGCUAUGAGAAUGCUGCUACUUGCUGCUUAAUCAUCGCAAGAAAAAAAAAACAAAUCGAGAACAGAAAAGAAGCUUUAUUUGAUGCUUAAUAAAGAUAAAAAUAUUUCAUAAAGAAUAAAAAGGAUUAGUUUUUCUAUGUAGCUAGAGGAUAUUAAUUUAUAAUUAAAUUCGAUUAAACAUUGAAGAUUAUGAUAAUGAUAUCGCGUUGAAUUUUCGUACUCUAGAUUUGAUCAAAAAGUACGUGGAUGAAAUAUAAUAAUUCUAGAACUUUAUAUUAAAUUCAAUAUUUAAAAAAAUCCCAUUUGUCACUCUGUGGAAAAAGAGUGACUUGAAUCCUUCCAAGUAAAUAAGUCCAAGUAGCAGGAUUCGCGAGAUUCCAACGUAGAGGCCAAGAGAUCGUUUUACAAUUUCUGAUUUUGGAUCGGAAUAGUCGCUCGCACGUCACAAAUAAAAGAGGCUAGAUCCGCUAUUAUUAUAAUAGUGAGUGUUGUAUGCAUGUGGUAUACCGUAAUUAAUUAGGAGUAAUUCGCAAGAUCUACGGGGUGUCGAGUAAAUUCAUAUAAGAUUGUGAGCGUGUGUUUGUACAUAGGUAUAGCUCGUGUGCGUGAAAUUAGCGUGAAAUUGUGAGAGUAAUGUCAAUGUGGAGCAUUAUUACCUGCUUCCUGCUGUGUAGGACUCUCGUAAUAAAGGACGUCGUCGGUCUCGCGCGGCCGAAUAUUCACUUUACCUACGAAGAGGACAAAGAUUUAAUGAUUCCAGACGCUUGAGCAACGCUCUGCGAAAAGAAGACGUAUUUGUAAUGAAAAAUAUUAAUUAAUAAUUUAACACUGAAACUAAGAUUUACAAUACGGUUAACUUUGAAUAUGAAGAUUUUAUUGAAAAAUUUGGAUAUAUUGUGUGCAUAUAUGAAUUAUAUAUUUAGCAUGUAAAUUGGGAAUAUUUGAAAUCCUCGCUUUUUAUCUGCGACAGAGAUAGAGACUAGGUGAUUUGAAAAAUGCCGAAAAUAAUACACAUUUAUGAAUAAGAAAUAUAGAUUAAUUGACAUUUUAAAUAAAUAAAAUUUGCAAGGCCAACUAUUUGAGUGUGGAAAUUUUUGUGAAUUAUUCGAAUUAUAUAUUUGGUAUAUUGAAAUAUUUCAAAUGUCUAUGUACAUUUAAGCAGCAUUUUAUAAGACGUGAAUGCAUGUCUUGAAGUUGAACAAUAAUCUAAAAUGUAUGAAUUAAGAUAUAGAAACAGAUUUAAAACACAUGUACAUGAUUUGAAUUUAAUUUAUUUCAGUGCUACAUAUUUAAGGAUAAAUUAUAGAUUCUACAUAAAAUAUAAUAUACGAAUUUUUUGGGGAAUCCUUAUAUUUUAGCUUAAACAAAGCAUUCUGAAGGAUAUUUUUUCAAGUCAAUUUCAAUAAAAAAUCAAUUUUUUAUGAUAUAUAUAUUUAUAUACAUAAUUUACAUUUUUAUCAAUCACUUUUUUUUACGUAACCAAAAAUAUGCACGCAGUGUUUAAUAUUAAUCGGCUAUUCUGUCGUAUGUACAAACCAUAAAUAUUAAUGGGCCCCCGUUUAAAAUACAUGCAACGCCUUCAUUACGAAUCGCGAGAUUAUAAGCUAAGAUGGUAUUUACGAUGUAUGGAUCAACUAAUGUUUCUUUCGUGCGAGAACAGAACGGCAAGAAUGUCACCUAUAUACAUUUUUAUUUUUAAUGCAGCGCGAAAUUUUCCAUGGGUACGAAUAUAUUCAUACAUGAGUUAGUGAUAAAUAGAUUUGCAUCGUACAUUUAGUACUAAAUGCAGUUCUCGAGUAUUUAUAUUAGGCGCGAUUUUCAAGCGCUAGAUAGAUGACAUUGAACAAAAAGGAAAUUAGUUGGUAAUUAAUUACCGUUGGGAUUUACAUAAAAUUCACCGUUGAACAGUCACAUUUAGCUAAAUACAAUGAGAUUGCGUAUGCUUGACGAUAAUAGUCGUGAGUAACGUUCUCCGUACACAUAUUAAAUAGCGUAAGAUACUCGGAAGAUAAAAACAUUAAUUAAAUGUAUUAAUUUUGCAUAACAUAUCACCAAUGUCAUGUUUACACACUCCGAUGGAAAAGCCCUCGAGAAAUUAUGCGAGAAGUGCCUAAUCGGGACAAGGGAAAAAUAUUAACGUUAUUUAAAAAAACCACAUAUUUCUAUUAAGCAAGAAAUUUAAAAACAUUUUAAAAUUAAACCUGAAGAUUUUUUGAGAAAAGUAAUUACGGCUUGCCGGUCAAGAAAUCGUAACGGAAAUAAAAUCGAAGCAGGCUCGAGCCAGAACACGAGUAUCCAAGCGAAAUUAAUGAGUAAUUUUAAAUUAUUAAAGCCAUUCGCAUCUGGAUAAUUCGCGCAGAAGGAUGAAAGUCCGUUGAUAGAUGGUAUUACAUUAAAAUUCGAAAUUUUCGCAAAUCUUUCCCGAUGGACUUUCGUUCAGAGUAUUUGCAUUUGAAUAUGCAUAUCGUGCUGUUCGAUAAUUGAUAAACACAGGAGAUAUCAUCGGAUCGGUUGUCCGACAUAUAAAAUGUAUCAUGUUCUCCAAGUGCUAUACCUCAUAGUAAGUAUUUACGUAAAGAUGAGAGAAGCCAAAACGCACGUGUUACACGGUCGCGCGUAAUGCAAAAUGCAACUUUUACACGUUUUAAUGUAGUUGCAACGACGUGAAAUUUAGUGCCAGCAAUUUAAUUUGAGAUGCAACCGUAAUGGGAGGUGUCUAGGAUUUUGUUGUACUUGUAUCGUUAAGGUCUAUAAGCAUGUAAUGAUGUAUAACUAUAUACUAAAAGUACGUAUAAAAAUACGUAUUAAAAAAUGGCUGACAGCCCGAAAUCAAAAUACAAAAUACAAUGCGCGGUAAACAUUGGGACGACAAUUGGAGGCGUCGCUUCUCAUGUUGCGGGCCCUUUCCAAUGUUUGCCGAUGGUUAGUGCUCCCCCUUCCCUCAACACUGUAUCUCCCCUUUAAACCGUUCUAGCAUUUUGUAAUCAAAAGUAUAAUUCAUCAAAAUGUCUAAUCAAACCUAACUAGUAUCCUCAUUCACGAAGCUGGAUACAGGCGAGAGAUGUUCCAAAAUCAAAACAAUGCUUUUUGUCUAUUAAUUUUAAUUAAAUGUGCAAAUCAAAGUUUUUACAAAGAAGAAAUAUUUUUAAGGGGUACCUCCUCUUUUUUAAAAAAAUAUCGAUCACAUAGAAGUCAAUACUUUAAUGUUUUAGCUUCGUUUUGAUAGGUUUCGUGAUGGAUGGAUAUAAGAACUUUUCUAUCAUCACACUCUCCUAAUAAUAACAAUAACAUCAAAUUAUUGAGCGACAGUAAUCAAUGACAUUAAAUUAUGACAGUAUAUUAAGCAGUAUAUUGUUGCCUGAACGUUAUAGUUUAAACUUUAGUAUCUAUUAGCAUUUAGUAAUAAUGUUGCUGAAAAAAUCAAAAAAUCCAUCAAACUUCAUAUAAUUGAAUUUAAUGAAAAAUCGUCAGUGGUAAUAUGUCUGCAUCCAGCACGUCCAUAAAAUUUUUUCUUCACGUUGACUGUUUAGACUAGAGCUUUUGACGUACAUAUUUAACUCCCGCUAUCUAUUGUACAUGUACGUAUAUUUGGAAAGAACAUUAAGAGAACGUUGAUACAAAGAUAUUCAGUGAGUUUUCACGUCUUAUUAUAAUUUAAUAGUCAUAUAUACAAUUAAAAUACAAUACAUUGAUUAUCUACCUUAUCAUUAAUUUCUAAUGUCUUCUUGGAACAACCAAUUAUAUUCUAAAAGAUUUAUUUUUUUGAAAAAUCUAUAUGAAUAAAAAGAUUUGCAGGGUAUUUCUAGUAAAAUUUAAAUACUUUUUUUUUAAUAAAAUGGGAACUCUUUAUGCAUCUUUAUGCAAGCAGAAAUAUUUUUGAUCAACCGAUUUUGUAAAAAUUCUCAGAAAACUUCAAAAUUAGUACCACUUUAAAAACAAAGCUUUCACAUUCCGUAUAAUCGGAAUAUAUUUUCCAGCACUUAAAAAUCUCUAAAUAUGCACACGUCAUAUACGGAAAUCUUUAUAUCUAUUUAUCUGUUUUAUGAUGCAACUUAUGCAAAGAUAUUUAUAGUCUUGUAUAUCCAAUCCACAAAUAAUAUAUGUGACCAAAAUAAUUAAUCUAUAAAUCUAUGGAUUAAUCCAUACGUGACAAUGUAAAUGAAUAUCAUCUAAAAAAAAA